AAAUGUUAGCUGAAAAUAUAAUGAUUAAUAAUGCAAUUGUAUGUUUUAAGUUGGAUACUGGAGCAGAGUGUAAUGUACUUCCCACGAAGGUCUACUGUACAAAAAUUGGCUCACUGGAUGGAAUUGCCCCUGCUAACGUUAACUUGAUGGCAUUUGGAAGAAAAAUGGUGCAAGUAAGAGGAUUGAUGAAAAUAAUAGAUUAUUCAGAAGGAAUAGGGAACACUUUAUAUAUCGAAAUAUUUCAAGUGAUUCUGACUCUGAUGAAAACAAUAGUGACUGUAAUAAUUAUGCAAAUACUGAUUGUAAUAAAGUUUCACCUUAUUGUUUGAGGGAUAGAAAUUUGUUGAGAAAACCAGAUAGAUUUCCAAAUUAGGUUUAGAUAUUUGAUUUGUAAAAUUUUGGUUAAUUUUUUCAAUUGUUAGUAGUUGAUAUUAAUUUGUGUUGUUAAUUUUAGGAAUUUAAUAUUUUUGAACU
Messenger RNA from Coccinella septempunctata (seven-spotted ladybird), 474 nucleotides. RefSeq lists its product as uncharacterized. The transcript is spliced from 2 exons. The record is from RefSeq and is a predicted model, not a curated record. Bases 3 to 329 code for a protein of 108 amino acids. NCBI's taxonomy places the organism in Eukaryota, Metazoa, Arthropoda, Insecta, Coleoptera, Coccinellidae.